Molecule: messenger RNA, 1557 nt
Organism: Oncorhynchus tshawytscha (Chinook salmon)
Lineage: Eukaryota; Metazoa; Chordata; Actinopteri; Salmoniformes; Salmonidae
Product: RIMS-binding protein 2-like
Exons: 5
Coding region: 241-876 (211 amino acids)
Biological process (GO): neuromuscular synaptic transmission
Molecular function (GO): protein binding
Source: RefSeq, a predicted model, not a curated record
UACAGCCUCAGGCAGCUUAGCUUCAUAAAGGGUGAGGGUAAGGAGAGCGCUGUUGUCUCCAGCAGCCAUCUGUCUGCCCAGUGUAGAGCUGAGAGGGGUUGCUCUCAUUGAAGUGAAGAGGGACUUUAGAAACUCUUGGAGGACAGUGGAAGUUGAUAAAAAAAUGCUUCUUUAUUGUUAAAACCAACACAUUCUGGCCCUUAACUGUCAUCAGGGUUGCUCUCACUCACAUAAGAGCUGAUGGAUGGGAUGCUAGGAGUGGAUGUGUUUCUUUACCCUGAUGGACUGAGAAUUGCUACACCAGAGGAUAUUAGGCAAUGGGAGCUGGAGACCGCCAGCCAGGUGUCCAGCCAGGUGUCUCAGGAACCCCCCGUCCGACUCUUUGUGGCUCUUUUCCCAUACAACCCUGCUGCGAUGUCCCCAAACCCUGAGACCGCUGCGGAGGAGCUCCCUUUUGUGCCAGGACAGAUCAUCAAGGUGUUUGGAGAUAAAGACGAUGAUGGUUUCUACCACGGGGAGUCUGGUGGUCUGUCUGGUGUCGUGCCUAGUAACAUGGUAUCUGAGAUCCCAGUGGACGAUGACUACCUCAAGCAUCAGCUCAUGCAGCAGGGUUUCCUGCCUGUCGACCACACAGAUCCCAGUGAGGAGUCCAGCGUGCUAGAUGACUUGGUCGUCCGCAGGAUGGUGGCCAUCUUUGAGUAUGACCCUUGGGAAAGUUCCCCCAACAUGGACAGCGACGCUGAGCUCGCCUUCCGUGCAGGGGACAUAAUAUAUGUGUUUGGUGAUAUGGAUGAAGAUGGAUUCUAUUAUGGGGACCUUCAUGGGCUGAGAGGUCUGGUGCCAUCCAACUACCUGGAACCACUACCAUGGGAAUAGGAUUAACAAGGAGCAUCCGAUACAUGAGAUUAUGCCAAGAAUCAGAAUCAGAUACAAUGAACAAAGAAACUUUUUCAAGGAUAUCUGAAUGGAUAUUACUGUGUCAAAGAUCAAGAUUUUGUCAUGUUUUUUCUUCUGCAUAAGUACAUGUGACCACAGAAAUCUCCUCGAGGAUUUGUAAUGAUCAUGGAAUAGGGUUUUUAUGAACCGUGUGCAGGCUAUCACGCACAGUAAGGCAGUAGACAGAUUUUGCUCUGUCCAAAUAAAUCCUAUGAACUAUAAACCUUUUGUUGGACAUUUUAAGGUGCAGUAAGAUUGGCCAAAAUAAUGACAUCAUGGUUAUCGUAUUACAUAAUGCUUUGUCAACAGCUAGGGUAUUGUAGCCUUAAAAAUAUGAUUUUUAUUCUCACUUUGCUGAUGGGGAUGUAUGUUGUAGUUAUGCCUAUAUUUGCCUUACUACAUCUUUCGGUUUAGGAAAUAUCCAUGCACAUUUUAUAGUGAAGGCCGUGAGAAAUAUGUCCUGUUAGAGAUAUUAUUUUCUUCCUUAGUAGUAUGCACAAUUGCUUUUAAAAAAAAUGUUGGUAAAUACCAACUGAGAUUCUGAUGGGAACAUUGAGCACGUUGAAUGAAGAUAUCUAUGCAGAAUUUAGCAGUACUAUUAAACUGUUCAUUUUCUGAAAA